GCUAUUACUAGUAGUAGUAGAUUUGCUCAACUUCGUUUUCCGAAACAAUACACGAGCCAAGAAAAAAAAAAAUCUCUUUCGAAAGAAAAGCAAGCCCAAAGAUUGCAUUUUUCGGCUUCAAAAAUAGUGAAAAUGGCGACCAUCCAAUCUGCUGCACUCAAUCUUGCACCAGCUAGAAGAUUUAAACCAUUUAUGGGUACUUCUUCUCUUGGUUCUUCCAGUUCUGUAUUCUUCAAUAACAAUAUCAACGACCGUGCCAAUCUGAGCCUGGUUCUUGGUGGGUCCAGAAGAAUUAGCAGGAAUCAGAAAAAGGGGAUGUCUUGUAACUGUUUGUUCGGGCUUGGGGUGCCGGAGCUGGUGGUCAUUGCUGGGGUAGCUGUCCUUGUUUUCGGGCCUAAGCAGCUGCCGGAAGUUGGCCGCAGUAUUGGGAAGACUGUCAAGAGCUUCCAACAGGCAGCAAAAGAAUUUGAAUCAGAACUGAAAAAGGAUAAUGAUUCUCCCAUGGAGUCACCUGCUGAAAAUAUUACAACAGUGAGUGAAGAAGAGAAGCAAGAGGCCAAAGCAUCGAGCAUGGAGAGUUCUUAAAUUUGUAGACAUUCUUAUGCUGUCUUUAUAAAGCUGCUUGUAUGGAACACUUGUUCUAGUUACUUAUUAAGUUGUAGCUUAAUGUUAUGGAUUAAAUCCUUUUGUUACUUAUUAAGUUGUAGCUUAAUGUUGUUAUGGAUUAAAUCCUUUUGGCCCAAGUCGAGAGCAUUCAUCUUGGGUCAUAUUCAACUGGAAUGAUAGAAAUAGGUUUUUUAUUCUCUUUA
Molecule: messenger RNA, 809 nt
Organism: Olea europaea var. sylvestris
Lineage: Eukaryota; Viridiplantae; Streptophyta; Magnoliopsida; Lamiales; Oleaceae
Product: sec-independent protein translocase protein TATA, chloroplastic-like
Exons: 2
Coding region: 133-585 (150 amino acids)
Biological process (GO): protein transport by the Tat complex
Cellular component (GO): membrane
Source: RefSeq, a predicted model, not a curated record